AUGAGUAGCGAAUCAAGAACAGAACUAAUCGCGUGGAUGAACGACCUGUUGCAAAUCAACUAUACAAAGGUUGAACAAUGUGGAACGGGCGCCGCUCAUUGUCAAAUAAUCGACUCCGUAUUCGGGGAUGUUCAAAUGCAAAAAGUUAAGUUUAAUGCGAGACAUGAAUAUGAGUACGUCGCUAAUUUCAAAGUGUUGCAGACAGCUUUUGACAAACACAAAAUUGAUAAGAUGAUUCCCGUCGAACGACUUGUUAAAUGUAAAUUUCAAGAUAAUCUUGAAUUCUUACAAUGGAUGAAGAAAUAUUGGGAUACAUAUUAUCCUGGCGGACCUUAUGACGCCGUAGCAAGGCGUGGUGGUGGUCAAGUAGGCGCUGUAAAAUCAGUAUCCGGUGGUGGCGCCACUAAGACCAUGGCAAAAAGGACCACUGCCGCUAGCACAGCGGGACGAAUGGCAUCUUCAUCGUUACAUGAAUCCAAUCAAUCAGCUUCAAUGAUGAUCGAAUUAAACAAACAAGUAGAUGAACUCAAAGUUACCGUAGAUGGUCUCGAAAAGGAACGCGAUUUUUACUUUGGAAAACUUAGAGAUAUCGAAAUCCUGGUUCAACAGCAACUCGAUGUCGAACCUGAUAACCAAUUAUUGAAAGAAGUUCAAGCCAUUCUUUAUAGCACAGAAGAUGGAUUUGAAGUUCCACCCGAAGGAGCAGCUGAAGCAGAAGCAUUUAGUGAUAAAGCAGUUGGUGCAACAUUACUUUUAACCUCUGUAGUAUUGUUUUUAUAUUAUACGAUAUGGGCAUUGAUUAUGCCAUUUGUUGAUGAGGGACAUCCAUUACAUGAAUAUUUUCCUGAUAGAUCAUAUGCCAUAAGGAUACCUGUUGUAUUAUUACUUAUUGGUCUUACUGUAGUAUUUACUUUCCUGGCUUUGGUGAUGAUAAAAAGCAAUGGUGCAAAGAAAAAUGUCAAGAAAGCUUAA
Messenger RNA from Funneliformis mosseae, 972 nucleotides. The record is from the annotation of a GenBank genome assembly. Lineage: Eukaryota; Fungi; Glomeromycota; Glomeromycetes; Glomerales; Glomeraceae.